CAACAACAACAACAACAACAACAACAACAACAACAACAACAACAACACCAACAACAACAGCAACAGACACUGGUAGAUGUGGACGACGAUGAUGUUGGAACGCCCUGCACUUUGUUUGAGGAAGAUGGCAGUCCUUUGGCAUCGAGAAAGUCAGCCAAAGCAGUAUCGGCGAUCAGCCCUGAGGGUACAGGAAAGUCAAAGGGCUGGUGGGACACCGUGAGAAUCUCGCAGCAGACACAACAGAUGCACCUUUCACCACAACAUACAAACAACCCGUUUAGACAGACCCCACAGCAAACAGGGGAGAGCAGCUCAUCCGCAGCAGCACCUCAUGGAUGGUGGCAGGAGACAAACGAGAACGAGAAGAAGGCUCCACCACCACAACCGAACCUCGUGGUCAUGACAGCGGCUCUACCGCACGAGAUCACAAGUGAAAGUUCGAGAUCGGUCCCCUCAUCCUCGCAGCAACAUGUCACACCAAUGGAGACUGCGUCAGAGAAAGCCCGGGUUUUGCUCGAAGAAAAUCAUAAUCACACUCCAGCUGACCAGCCACCUCCAUAUUCACUCAACGAGGUGAAGUUUGGCGUGGUUCCCCCUCCACCAAACACUUUUAUCUCGCGACCAAUACCGUCACCUGGACCAGUGUCACCUGGUCUUCCCGGAACCAUGACAUCGCAAGGAGCUAUCAUGAUGUCGGAUGUGCCAUUAACCCCCAGGAGGGCCCCGACAGCUGUAAUUCCUGAUCGCCCUAUUGGCACACAUGUCACGCAAGAUCAGUUUCAAGCAGCACCUGGGACCAACUUCCCAGUGGAGCGGAACAGAAGGCGGCACGAGAAGGAGGAAUUUGUUGCUAGGAAAGUUGGUGGUUUCUGGAGAGGCAGAGGCUGUAUACCUGCGGAGGGCUGCUUUGGACGGACAGGCCGCGAAGGAAGAAAGAGACGCCGCAUUUGGUUGGCGGUUUGGGGUGGCAUCAUUGCCCUGAUAAUCCUAAUCGUGGUCCUUGCGGUUGUGUUGGCUCGCAGAUCCAUCGCACCAUCCCGUGCGGUCUCACAAAAUCCAGUCCCCUCAAGUCCGGCAGAAACAACCGAACCAGUCAGCACGAUUUGGCUCAACUUGACCGAUUUCCCACCUAUGCCAACAGGAGUUUUGACGGUGUCGGGCCCAAACAAUUCCGACACGGUUGAUGAGUGUCUUCAAGAGAGUGCGAAGACCUUGUGGAGUUGCGCAAUCCCCAAGGACCAACAAGACCCGAACGCCCUAUUUGACCCAGAUCAACCUGAAUUCAUCUUCCAGAUUCAGUUUGACAACAAUACCCGAUCUCUUUGGAAUGUCAGCGAGACAGGUGAGCAACCUACUCGAAGAAGCAUUGCGGAUCUUGUAGAAGAGCAUAGUUUUAACGCCGUUGCUGGACGUCGAGUGUUCUCAAGCGCCAUUGCUCGAGCUGCAGCAUUCAUCCGCCGUGCUAUCGUGUACGACCCUGGCUUCUCACCGUCUCCUGCACCGCCCGAGCAAGCUGAUAUGUUCUUCCUGGGAAACACUACCGACGGCAUUGUCUCUGAUAACAAGGCGGGCGAGCCCACGCCCUUCUUCAUCAGUCUCCUGUCCUCAGUUGACAAGCCCGUGGGACCGAAUGUGCUUAGCAGGCGAGGCAUAGGCAACGGUAUCGACACCGCCCCUACAAACGGGUCGUCGGCGAGUCAGAACAUCAGUCAUUUCGUCGAUGCCCCGAUAGACGGCGCCGGAAGACCUCUGCCCGCGGUGCUCUUCCCCUUGCCGUCCCAACAGCCCGUCCAUCUGUAUGACCGAGGCUUGCCGACUGAACACUACGGGUUCUAUACAUAUUUCAACAAGUCGAUCUACAUCUUCAAUCGAGACCAGGACAACGACGCCGACAAGAACGGCGGUGCACUGCUCGAAGAUGCCACUGCCCUGAUAGAAUGGAGCCAGGCUCGGUUCCUCGUGAAGAUCUGGACGCGUCUCGACUCCGAGCUGCUCGGCAACGGCACCGCUCCGGGGACCGACGGAACUACGGUGCACGCACAACCUGGUACCAUGCCCUAUCCCGUCACCAUCGUGGAGGACUUCCACGGUGGCGACGAAGUGACAAAGGCCACCGUCGUGUGGGACAUUACGAAGAAACAGCGCGUCGAUACUUCGAAUGCCAAGCUGAUUACCGUUGACAGGGGUGCUGGUGGCACUCUGAUCAACCCGGCGAGCGCUGCGGAUAGCUCACUAGGUGGCAUUGACGGAGGGUCCGGCGGAUGUAGGUGCGAGUGGGUUAACUUUGUCAAUAAAUAAAAUUUUGGAGAAAGAGGAAAUGGAGCGUUUGCAUUGCAGCGAAGGACGGAUACAAAUACCAUGGAUAGGUGUUCAGGGAAAGACUGUUUUGGAUCGGAAAACUUUCAAUUUGGCAUCAUAAAAUGCUCUUAAUAAUUAGUGUUCAGUUUGUUUAACCAAGACGAAUGUUCAGG
Messenger RNA from Truncatella angustata, 2471 nucleotides. RefSeq lists its product as uncharacterized. The transcript has a single exon. The annotation marks the transcript as partial. Lineage: Eukaryota; Fungi; Ascomycota; Sordariomycetes; Amphisphaeriales; Sporocadaceae. The record is from RefSeq and is a predicted model, not a curated record.